This is a messenger RNA of Cherax quadricarinatus, 3837 nucleotides long. The record is from RefSeq and is a predicted model, not a curated record. Lineage: Eukaryota; Metazoa; Arthropoda; Malacostraca; Decapoda; Parastacidae.
GCGCAGGAGAUUUCAAACAGUAACAAAACAACAAGUGUCUCGUGUCUUCCUAUUUAUUGUGAUACCGCUCUUAAUAUUCCAUGUUUUUUCAUUUCACGCUCAGAGUAAAUUGUCCACAUUCACAAAAAGUCAGCUGGAACUAAUGGUACCUAUUUGUAAAUGUAGAACUAAUUGAUGGCCAAAAAUACCAAGAGGAUACCUGUGCACAAUGGACGACAAUCAGAGCUUAAAACUGGCCAACCUUCAGCAGCGUCUGGAGGAAUCUGAAAGGAACACUAUAUUGGCAGCAACAUAUGGCAAGCAGCUCUUGGAACAAAAUCAGAUACUUCAUGUUAAACUUGAAGAAACAGUCAAAGAAUAUGCAACUAAAGUGGAGACACUUGAACAGGAGAAGCACUGUAUUUCUCUGAAGCUGGAGGCCAAGAUGCAACUAGAACGUUCCUUGUCACUUGAGCUAGAACAACUUCGUGAGAAACAGAAUCAUCAAAUAACGUCUCUGGUAUCACAAACAGCUCAAAGUCAUGAACAAGAGGUUCAUAAGUAUAUGACAAAGGUAUCAGAAAUGGAGGAGAUCAUAGAUCAGCAACAGAUGGAGAUUAAUCAGAAUAAUGAACGGAUAGCUCUGCUGCAGUCACAGGUUAAGGAAACUCAAGAAAGACUUGACAGUUGUAACUUUUCCUUUCAUGAGCAAUCACUUGAGGAGACAACAGCAACCAUGCAGAAUCAAAUUAUGAGCCUGACAUGUGAGAAGCAAGAACUUGAGAUGCAAGUGUCAUCUCUCAAUGCUCAAAUCAAGACUAAUAAACAUGCAAUAGCUAAGGCUGACAAGGAUGUAGCAAGGUUAACAGCAGAAUUAGAAGAGAAAGAAUGUCAGUGUACAUCAUACUAUAAUGCACUGGAGAAAAGCAAAGAGGACAUGCAGGAACUCAAGAUGGAAAUUGAAAGCCUAAGACUGGCUGAAAUAGACCCAGCAAGAAAAGGAAACUCUCUCUUUGCUGAAGUUGAGGAUAAUAGAAAAGCUUUAGAGCAACUAUUGCUCCGUUACAAGGCUAACUACAAUGUACUUAAAAAAGAGUGUGGCCUAAAGGCUCAACAGAUCAGUAAAAUGAAGCUACAGUUGGCUUCAUUGCUGAGUUUGAGUUGUAACAGAACAUCUGCAGAACACCUCAGUCAUUUAGAGGAAUCACUUGCUAGUGCAAGAGCCCAGCUGGAGAAGUUUAUGACGAGGUGUCAAGAGCUGGAAACUCAACAGACUACUGCUGCUGUGUCUAAGAUAGCAGUGAAUGAUGGACAGGAUAUGAACUCACUCUUCACAGGUCUAUAUUCAAAAAGUCAGAAACAAAUUACUGAUCUUCAACAACAGUUGCAAACAGCUGAAUUUGAGAAGGUGGUAUUAAAUGACCGUAUUCUCCAGCUACAGCGACAGCUUCGGCGGACUGAAGUUAACCUAGAUGCAGCAAAUGCUGAAUCACUCAAGCUUAGUGUGAAACUGGACGAAAUGGCAACGAAGGCUGGCGAAAAGACGAGUCCUGAUUUUAAAGAAGACAAACGGGUUGUUCAGAAAAUUCCUGAUUUUGAGAAAUUUUCACCUAUAACAAAAAAAUCUCAAGUUCGAGCCCCAGAGAUGAUUGUUCCACUGAAAGAGAAGCUGGUGGACCCAACUGCCAUACAAACAGACAAACAAGUUAAAAUUAUAAGUACAAACCCUGGAGAUCGGGUUGACACCAGCAGCAGCAGAAAGGCAGAAAAUCAAGAGAAUGAACCCCCACAUUCUCAGGAGAUUCAGAAGAAACGUAUAAAAUUAGUUCGCAUGACUGAAACUGUUGCUGUUCAAAAUAGUGAUGGUGAAGUUAAGGAAAUUGCAAUAAAAUUGGAAGAUGGCAACAAGAAAGUGGAAAGGAAAGAGAAAGUACUGAGGAAAAUGGAGGCCCCUAUAAUCAAGAUCACCAACAAGGGACAAUCGGAUGAAUGUAAGCUACAGUAAACUAAAGACUGAAGCUUACUUCAGGGACCAGUUAUUAGACUGUUUAUUAUAUAUUUAUUUAUAGCAUUGGGCUCCAGUUCCUAGACCCAGUAUAAUACCUUUUAAUACUGACAACAGGUUAGUUAUGCUGAAGUUCAGUAGUAUCUUUAAAUAUUACAGCCUCCCCAGCUUGUUCAUAAAUAACCACCUGUGGAAUAUUGCAUGAAGAACUGUAUAUAUGGCCAUACAUUUGGGGGUACUGUAAUAGACCACUUGAGUUUGAUUAUAAUAAUAAUAAUAAUAAUGUAAUAAACUAGCUAGUCUUUGUUCUCCAAGGAAGUAUUACUGUGAAAUAAUACACUGAGACUUAUCACGACACUUUGGUCCAGCUUGGACCAUUAGCAAGUCACACUGAAGCAAGAAGGGAAGGGCUUGUUAAUGGUUCAAGUUGGACUGAAAUGUUGUCAUAAGUUUCAGUCUUCUAUAUGUGGGUUAUUUAUGUAUGGUGAUAAAAGUACAGUAGAUAUAGACUACUAAGGAAAAGGGGUAUCCAUUAGUGACAAUUGUCCAUUAAAUUUGAAUGAUGAUUGUAUUUCCAUGAUCUAAGCAAAAACAAUCUUGAUUUCAUGGACUUUAUCAUUUCCAGACAUUGCUCAGCUACAGAUUUUGUUAGUUAAAUACGAAAUCCAUUAAAUGGGGGUUUGUUAAAUUGAAGUUUUACUGUUUUUCCUUUAACAUUAUUUACUUGUGCAUCAAUCCAAUGUUAUUCUUCCCUUCUGUCUUUUUUCUGUUUCCAUAUUCUACUUCUUGAAUCAGGCAUUGGCUACUGGUUGAUUUAUAAUAGCUGACCUUUCAUGAUUAAUUAUACAAACAUUUCAGAUGACCAUUCAUGAAUCUAAAAAAAGAAAGGCAUUUGAGAUGUCUCUAAUCAGAAUCUGUAUGUGGUCACCCUCUGAUUUAUGGCCAGGAACAAAGCAUAAUUUAUAUACUUAGAUAUAGUUGUAAAUGUAUGCUAAAAUACUGAUGCAGUAUAUUUAGAAUCAUAAUGUGAUUAUUUAUUUUAUUGAAAAAAAGUAUAUGUAUCAAAAUUACAUAAAAUAAUAAUUUAAUGUUUAUGCAGUAUUAACACUGGAAGAUUUUUUUUUUUUUUUUGACUUGAAAAGAAAUUGCUAAAAAACUAACCAAAUUUGUCCUUGGUACUAGCUCCAACAAUGUUUUAACUCUACAUAACUGUCCUGCCAGAUUGUAUGAGAAACUUGCAUAUCCUUGAACAGGGUACAAACUUUUGUGCAAAUUAUAAUUUGCACAAAAGUUUGUGCAAAUUUUUAAUUAGAAAAGACACUUAGACUUACAGUACAUCUAGUGAGAAAAUUAAACCAAAAAUAAUUAAAUUUAAUACAGUGUAUAGUAAAUGCUUGAUAACUUUCAUUGAGUCAUGCAAAUAUUUACAAAAAAGAUUAAAUCCAUUUCAUCAUAUCUGACAAUUUAGCCCUUUAGUGUUCUUCUACCCAUGAGAGGGUAGGUAAUUAGGCCAAAUUUGAGUUUCCAAAGCCUAAUCAAUGCACAGGAAAUUGAUAGCAUUGUUGUGAGUCAAGAGAGUUCCUCUCAUGUAACCAGUCAGCUAACCCUCUCUCUCACAAGUGGAGUAAGACGGAUAAGUGUGAAGCAGUGUAGUUCUAGACCUGGGAGUGUUUCUCAGUGAUUCACAAUUACUUGGAAGUAGGAAUAAUGACGAUCAGAGAUAUGGCAAAAAUCAUAAGGGUUAAAGUCUUAGAAUUGGGGCAGUUUGUAACAUACUAGAAGCCCCUUGAAAUCCCUUUUAUGUUUCGGUGAUUGGACACUGAAAGGUUGAAAAAAUAAAGAUUGUGAUCUCA